CGAAACGCUAUGUGUUUGGUAAAACGACGAGGGUUUGCUCACCACCUGUCGAAGCUCACGCACAAUUUUCUUGCGUGAUCAGAAAAUGCACCCAGACGCCCUUUCUGCUGGGCAAGAAGGUGGGCGCGCGUGUUUGGUCGAUGACACGCAGUCGCGCUGGGUUUGAUGUGGUUUUCCCUUCGCGGCUUCCUGCCGUCAGUCAGCACGGAGGAUUCGCGCCAGGAACAGUGUUGUGUGUCCAGAGAAAGAGAAGAAUAAUUGGUGGAAAAUCCAUCAAAAAGGGUUCUUUUCGAUAAUCCACGAGAUCAUCGACUUUGCACACAAAUUUCCACCCCAUUUCUCCAGACAAGACGAUGGAAUUGAGUCUCCAUGGAUCACAAAUCAACCUAGCAACGCGCCAAAAGCCACCCACACCCACCGUCAACUAUCCGCGGCCGAGUUCUGCGCACUCCGCCACUCACCAGGCCGGGCCACGUGCCGGGAGUCGCCCUCAGUCAGCUGACGCCACGCGCUUCCUCGCCAAGUUUAGAAAUCGCAUAAGAGUCGCCACAGCGGAUGGUUUCGCCGAGCCCAAGGACUCCCUGAAGGGCCAGAAGCGACCCUCAUCCUCGAAUAUCCUGAAGCUCCUGCUCAGGGAACCAAUUACGCGCUCCUGGAGUGUCACUGACGAGCCAAAACCCAGUCAAGAAGUCCCUGAAUCUGUCCACACAACUGGGAAGCCCAUGGGAAGCGAUGGAGUGACCGAUGAGGAGAGCAGCAUUGAAGAGGAGAUUGAAAAAGUGGAACAACAGUCCGCGGAAAGGGAAGAGAAAACCAUAAUCCCACCGACUACACUAGAUCUUAAGCAAAAAGCCUGGCCAGAAAUCCCUGAAAUUCCCCCAACGAGAGUAGAUCUCCCGGGAAGGGUGUCUUUCAGUACAGCUGACGUUCAGGAAGAGGACGUCAGCGAGACUGAAGAGAGUGAAACGGCCAGAGAGGCGAAGAAAGGGUCCAAGAAGGUUGUCCACUUCGACGAUGAGGCUCUGACUGAGAAGAAAGAGAUAGAAAUGGAUGUGGAAUCAACUUCUGACCAGAUUAUUGAGGAUUACAGGAAGGAGAUUGAGAGUAUUAAUCGAAGGCAUGAGUUUGAGAGAAAACUCGCAGAGGAAGUUCCGGAUUUCUUCAUGCUGGACAAAGAAACACCUCCAGAGGGCCUGGAAGUCACUCCUCGAGAUGUGGUGGGAGCCACAUCAGUCAUGGAAAAGUACUUUGAGGUGAUGAAAACACCAGAAAUUCCUGGAGCAUCUUUGCAAGCGCUGAAGAUCACAGAGACAUCAAAAUGGGACAAUUUUCCAGAUUUCCCACCACAUUUGCGUGACAAAUCCCAGGAGAUCAUCUCCAAUUACCUGAGAGUCUCAUCCAGUGAUCAGUCAGAUGUCACACCAGCACCACGAAGACCCGCCUCAUCUUCCAGGAAAGGCAAAGCUGUCCGGGAAGCGAGGAAGAGCAAAUCCGCCUUGACUACAAAACCACCACCGAAACCUAGAGUGAUUGAAAAGGCGCCUCUGAAGCGCUCAAAAUCCAUCCCAACACUUCGCAAUGGGGAGAAUCAGAUGCUGGAUGAGUUCCAGAUUGACAAGGUGGAAUCCUGGAUGUCGAUCCAUGAGGAUCCCUACUCCAAGAAGACCUCCUUCGUGGAGUAUAACCGCGAGUGGCGCGACACGCCCUCGUCAAAGACUGACGAUGAGGGAAACUUCAGCCUCGAGGAGCCCGGAGACAGCUUCAGCACGGAAUCCACUUAUGAUGAGAUUGUGUCCAUGAUUAAGGAGAUUGAUGCGGACAAGAGGAAACCCAGGAGAUCCUUUAAGGAUCUCAAGAGCAACGUGGAAUUCAAACUGGCCACUUGUAGUGCGACACCUUCUUCUGAAUCUGAGAAGGGUGACAAGAUUCAGGAGAUUCUCAGCUAUCUUGACUCUGUGGACUCCAGCUGUGAGAAGGCUCUGAAGAGAGCUCAGAACUUUCUCAGGGAGACAGAUACUACAGAGCUGGAGAUGAUCACAGAGCCUGACAUCGCAGAGAAUGUGCCCAAGAUCUCUGAUCUUCUGAUACUGCCCAAUCAUCAAUUGGCGCGGAGAGUCGUGGCACUCUCGUUGAGAGCCAAUGAAUUGGCCAAUGCGCUGCAGCUGUCCAAGGAGCAUGUGGCCAGUGUCAGAGCGGAGAAGGUCAAGGCGGUGCGUCUGGAGAAGCAAGCCGGAGCAGCGAAGCUGACUGAGCAGAAGAGUCACUUCGAGGGCAUCGUGGCUCGCCAUCAGACGUUCAUCGAGCAAUUGCUGAGGGAUAAGUCCACUCUCUGUGAGAAGGUGGGGAACAUGACUCGCCGAAUGGACAGUCAGAACCAGGCGUGGGAACACAAGCUGGAGACUGAGCUGUCCAGGGCGAAGGAGACAAUGUCAGCGGGCGAGAAGAUCCGCAAGGAGCGCUGGGUGAAGGAGAACACGAAGAAGAUCAAGGAACUGACGGUGAAAGGCUUGGAAGGUGAGAUCGCCAGACUCACGCAGAGCCACCAGGAGGAGCUGGCUGAAGUGCGUCGGCAGCACCAGCAGGAACUUCUGGCGGCCAUCGAAGAGACGCGCCAGAAACACGAGUUGGUAGAGAAGGCCAUCAGAGAGUCCUACGCUGAGGAUCGCGAAGCUGUGAUCGAGAAGGAGCGCACGGUGAUCCGAGAGCGCUACGAGCGCCAGCUGUCAGGUGAACAGAAGAGCUUUGAGGAGCAGAAAGCGAAGCUUUUGCUCGACUUUGCUGCAGAGAAGGAGCGCCUGCUGGUCGAGGCGAGAGAGAGGGAAUCCGAGGCGGAGCAGAGAAGGGAGAAUUUGGUGAGAGAGCGCUCGGAAAUUAUUGAUCAAGUGCGCCGCGAUCAGAAAGACAAGCAGAGAAUCCUGGAGGAGCAGCACCAGGCGGAAUUGUCAUCGGUUAGGGAUCAGUUUGAGAGGGACUUCACCAUCUGGAAGCGCGAGCACGAGAGUGCAAUGAAGCUACGCGAAGCGGAGCGUGAGAAUGCCAUUCGGCAGCAGUGCAGGCAAGACAGAGAUCGUCAGAUAGACUCAAUUGUUGCCAAGAUCGAUGCUGAAUCCCUGAAGACACAGCAGGAGCACGAGGUGAAGAUUGGACGGAUCAAGGAGAAGUAUGAAACGGAACUGAAGGAGUUGGAGAGAUCAGAGACCAGUGCUCGCGAGAAGUAUCUGGAGACAAGGCAUCGCUUGGCCGAAGCUGAGGCCAGCAUCCAGAAUCUGCAGGCCAAUCUGAAGCAGUCAGACAUCGAGCUGACUCACUGUCGGAAGAUGCGAGACGAGUGUGUGGCUGAGAAGGAGACGCUGAAGGAAUCCCUGAGAGGCGAAGUGGCGCAGGAGACAAAGACACUGCAGAAAGAGCGCGAUGCGGAGAUUCAGCGCAUCUAUGCGAGAGUGCAGCAGUCCAUUGAGAAGAAAGAUGCCACAAUUGAUGUGCUGCAGAAGGAGAACGUGGCCCUGAAGGAGCGCACCCUCAAGCUGGAGGCGAUUGUGCGACAACAGCGGAAGGACUACUGCACAAAGUAAUGUUCACGGUAAUUAUCUUGUAAUCUAUAUGGUUCAAAUAAAGUCGAUAUGCUCAA
Molecule: messenger RNA, 3628 nt
Organism: Phlebotomus argentipes
Lineage: Eukaryota; Metazoa; Arthropoda; Insecta; Diptera; Psychodidae
Gene: dila
Product: centrosomal protein of 131 kDa
Exons: 4
Coding region: 354-3572 (1072 amino acids)
Biological process (GO): cilium assembly; intraciliary transport involved in cilium assembly; regulation of centrosome duplication
Cellular component (GO): centriolar satellite
Source: RefSeq, a predicted model, not a curated record